AUGGAAAAAGGUGCGAGGAUUCAUUAUCAAAUUCCUUCCGCAAUCUCUUUCAGAGUAAAGGAUAUGUCAUUAGAAAGGUUACGGCAACAACCAACCCUUCAAGAGUUAAAUGAGGUACUAGAUGAGUUGUUACCUAUAAUAAGUGACUCUGCUGUAAAAGAGAGCGUAAAACUAGAUAUCCGAUCGACCCUGAUUACAGUCACUGUGAGGCAGAUCUACCCAGACUUAUCUAACUUGGCCAAAAGGAAACUGGCUGAGAUUUUUCAAGGAGCCGUUGGUAUCAAACUGUUAAUUUCUUCAAUUCAACAUGCCGAAUCUUUGGAGAUCAAAUGUUCCCUUUGUGACUUAUUGAUCAUAUUUCUACACAAUGAGUCGUCGUUGGAAUCUAUAUUUGAGUCCAAUAUCAGACAGGCCAGAUCGCUUCUCUUUGGAUCCACAGUGUUUAAUGUUCUUAAUGAAACAUAUCAAGAUGUAAGACAAUAUAAACAUACAGUGACAGGCAAAUUGCAAGAGAUAACCACUCUGAAAGGAUAUACUUCUGUCGUUUUACCCACCCUCGUGGCCAAUCUGAAGAAAGAACGAAAUCCACAGUUACUAUUAGCAGCUUUACAGCUAUGUUCGCCCAAUGAAUCACAAUUGGUUUUCGAUCACUUCUUCCAAUCUCCGGAACCAUUCAGCACGCUUGUAUCAACCUACAAUACUUUUACACCUGUUCAGAAGCCCGCAUUCAUCAAGGCUCUGUUAGGUUACUGCAUAUCACGCUACUCUUUACGGGCUCCUCAAAACUUGGAUAAUUUGCAGAAGGUUUACAGUAUUCUGUCACAGUUUCCAUGGGACAGCUGGAGCUCGUUUUUCAUUACUGUGUUGGAUUAUCAAAAUCUUCCACUUCUGAAAGUAUAUGUGAAGUUAAUCAACAAAUAUCAAGUAUCUGACUUACUAAAAUCCCUGGUGCAGAUAUGGGGUGCUCCAACGUUCAUCAAUAAAACACCCUUGACCUUACAAAAACAUUAUUUGCAUUUGAUAGUAUUGUUAUUGUCCCACAAUCCGGCAACAAAUACUGAAAUAUCCUCUGACCAUACGUUUCUCACAACGAUCACUAAUAGAAUUGAUUCUACUUCUCUUUCAGUCCGUGCACAAGGAAUGCUACUAGCAAACUUGGUGCUGCAAAAUUCUGAUAGUCAAAAUAAAAAGGUGUUCAUUAUGAAGGAACAAGAUGACUAUGAGUCCACCUUUUUCGAAGACUUGGGGGACGAACUUAAAGAUUCAGAAGCCUUCGAUCUGGUCACUUCACUAGUAUCUGAUGUUUGCUUCCCGCCACUGCAAACAGUAUCAAGGGUGGAGAAAGUUACAGAAGUUACAAAUAUGACCCCUCAGAACUCGAACCUGCACAUAGUCACUGAUGAUGAAUUGUCAGAUCCUGAAGAUUCUGAUGACGAUGACCCUAGUGUCUCUAGGAAGGAUUAUCCAACCAGACCAGUGUAUAUCAAAGAGCUUCUACAGUAUCUCCUCGCGGAUGAGAAAGAUCCCAAGGCCUUUGAUAAACUUGAAGUGGCUUUGAAAGUGGCACCCACAUUGAUUCGUCAAAAGUCUCAUUUUGGUGAUGAAAUCAAACAUUUCACUAAUGAACUUCUUGCUACUUUAGUGGGAUUGUCUAACAGAUUUGAAAUGGAAAAUUUUGAUCAGCAAAGAACUAACAGCAUUAUUUCAAUCAUAGUUAGUAACUCCGAGCAUGCAAUCAAAGAAUUGCUGAAUCUUUUUCUCACGGGAGACUACUCUCUUCAGCAGAGAUUAAUUAUAUUGACUUCUUUUUCACUAGCUGCAAGAGAGCUGAAGGGACACCAGGAUGAGAACGUUACCAGAUCUUUUAACAAAGUUAAGACGGAAUUUGCUUCCAGUUUACUGCCGAAACAUAUUCAUGACCAGUUCAUUGAACUAGAGCACAAACAGAAUGGCCUUCUCACUUUUGAUCAGCAUGCAGUACAACAACUGGAAGAUGAUUAUUUGAAUUCCACAGUUGAAUCUGCGGAGAAGAAUCUAAUGCCCCAUGGAAAAGUUUUACGCGUUUCUAGAGGGCUUGAACUGAAGAAGGCUCAAAAGUCCCUCCAGUUAUCUAAGAGCAGACAAAAGAAGUUUUUUAAGUUAGUUGGUCCCAAGUUCUUUUUUCCUUUAGCCACUACAUGGCACGCCUUGAAUUCUCAAUCAGGAUUCAAAAUUGGCCGAUACUCUCCGAUACUAACCUCACAUUUUAUCCGAACUUUGUCCCUAAUUUUGGACACAGCCUAUCCCUCAGCCCCUGAUUUACUUGAUAUGAUACAGGAAAUGGUUUCAAUUCUUAUUCCCUUGAAAGACUCAUAUUUCGACCAGUUCAGUGCGCCAGAGUUGGUUGAUAAGGGUAUGAACGACGAACUACUUAUUUUGGAUUCUUUAGUAUUAUCCUUUCUUGUUAUUCUUCAGAAUACCAAUCAAGAGUUUUUACUUCAAAAUUAUGGCCAAGAGUUAUCUCAAAUAAGCGAUUGGCUACAGAGUAUCUUAGAAACGGUGAUUGAUGAUGGUAUUCGAAGAAAAUGUGCAGGAGUUCUUGUUUCUAUAAACAACUUAUUUGGAAAUGCUUAA
Messenger RNA from Komagataella phaffii GS115, 2613 nucleotides. RefSeq lists its product as uncharacterized. Gene Ontology annotation, biological process: telomere maintenance via telomerase; protein stabilization. Gene Ontology annotation, cellular component: cytosol. Gene Ontology annotation, molecular function: telomeric repeat DNA binding; Hsp90 protein binding. The record is from RefSeq and is a predicted model, not a curated record. The transcript has a single exon. NCBI's taxonomy places the organism in Eukaryota, Fungi, Ascomycota, Pichiomycetes, Pichiales, Pichiaceae. Bases 1 to 2613 code for a protein of 870 amino acids.